AUGUCGGGCAAAACGGCCGGCGGGGCCAAGGCACCGCCUGUGGCCGUUGGCGAGAUGCCGACGGUGGGCAAGUUCGUGAACAGCGUCGAGGGAAAUGUUGUGUACGAGGUGACGCGCGAGAUCGGGUCCGGCACGUUCGGGAGCGUCUACCAGGUGCAGCGCAAGUCGGACGGCAAGAAGAUGGCGAUGAAGUGCGAGCACGUGUCGGUGAAGAAGCAGGUGCUGCCCCUCGAGUGCCACGUCCUCGACCAGGGCAACGCCAUCAAGAGCCCGCAUUUCUGCAUGAUUUUCGACAAGGGCCAAUGCGAGCGCUUCUGCUUCAUCACGAUGACGCUGCUCGGCCCCAACCUUUGGCACCUCCGCAAGGUCCGCCCCCACCGCACCUUCUCCAUCAACACCGGGCUGAAGGUGGCCGAGCAGGCGCUGCAGGGCAUCCGUGAUUUACAUAGGAUUGGCUACCUGCACCGCGACAUCAAGCCGCUGAACUUCGCCAUCGGGGACGACGCCGACUCGCACACCGUGUUCAUCAUCGAUUUCGGCAUGGGCAGGCAGUUCAAGGGCGCUGGAAAGGAGAUCCGGAAGCCUAGGGCGUCGGCCCCGUUUCGAGGGACAACACGAUACGCGGCUCUAGCCGUCCACCACUCGGAAGAGCAGUCCCGACGCGACGACAUCGAGAGCUGGCUGUACAUGAUGAUCGAGCUGAUCACCGGCUCCUUGCCGUGGAAGCAGUUUCCGGCCACCGAGCGCGCCAAGAUCAUGGCGUCGAAGGAGGACUCGAGGGACAAGCUGCUCCCGCAGCUGCUCGAGGGCUGCCCGUUUGAGGCGUUUUCGCGAAUCCUUGGCUACCUCGACCAGCUCAGCUACAAGGACAUCCCGGAUUAUGACUUUGUGUGGAAGAUGAUCGACGUCGCCGCCAAGCAAAACGGCUGCUCGCCUGCCGAUGCGCUCGACUGGGACCUCGGCGUCCCGUACCGGGGGCCUCGCUAUGUGCCCGAGCGUACGUUCAAC
Molecule: messenger RNA, 1008 nt
Organism: Mesorhabditis spiculigera
Lineage: Eukaryota; Metazoa; Nematoda; Chromadorea; Rhabditida; Rhabditidae
Source: the annotation of a GenBank genome assembly